Molecule: messenger RNA, 659 nt
Organism: Eucalyptus grandis
Lineage: Eukaryota; Viridiplantae; Streptophyta; Magnoliopsida; Myrtales; Myrtaceae
Product: protein SODIUM POTASSIUM ROOT DEFECTIVE 2
Exons: 3
Coding region: 143-598 (151 amino acids)
Molecular function (GO): metal ion binding
Source: RefSeq, a predicted model, not a curated record
UUCCCGGUCCUUAUAAAUUGUCACCUGAUGAGCGGUAGAUCUGGCAUUUUGAUGUACAUAAAAAUUUAGGAUCAUGUUUCACACUCUAGGAUGAGAUAAAACACCACGGCGUUUUGUCUGCUAUAUCUGGGUAGUGGAUCAAAUGGGGAAGAUCAGUUUUGGCAGGGUUAUGAGCUGCUUCUCUGUUUCAUCUGGCUUUGACAGUUCUUGGUUCUGCAUAAGUUCUGUAAAAACCCAUGACGAGAUGGAGCAAAAACCACUGAUCACAAGUGAGCUAGAUCAUUUAGAGAGACUGAAGGAUGUGCCCACCACUGAAAGUCAGACUUUGGCAUUUCAACCCAAGCCAAAGAUGGUGAUGCUAAGGGUGUCCAUGCACUGCAAUGGAUGUGCAAGAAAAGUUGAGAAGCACAUCUCAAAGAUGGAGGGAGUGACUUCAUACAAAGUAGACCUGGAAAGCAAGAUGGUGGUUGUUAUUGGAGAUGUAAUUCCUCUUCAAGUACUAGAGAGUGUCUCUAAGGUGAAAAAUGCCGAGUUCUGGAGCGACUCUGUAAAUUCAAAGCUUCCAACAGCCCAGAGUAACGUGACCACAUUCAUGUAAUCCAUUUAUUUCGUUUUGAAGACCUUUAAGGAAGAAAUACAUCUGAAACACAUUAAUAAGA